Molecule: messenger RNA, 1662 nt
Organism: Exophiala xenobiotica
Lineage: Eukaryota; Fungi; Ascomycota; Eurotiomycetes; Chaetothyriales; Herpotrichiellaceae
Product: peptidyl-prolyl cis-trans isomerase-like 4
Exons: 2
Coding region: 169-1575 (468 amino acids)
Biological process (GO): protein peptidyl-prolyl isomerization
Cellular component (GO): nucleus
Molecular function (GO): peptidyl-prolyl cis-trans isomerase activity; RNA binding
Source: RefSeq, a predicted model, not a curated record
CACCAUUAGACCAGGUAUCAGGUCCGACAACGUAUUCACGCCUAUUGAUUUCUGCUUCAAUGUGUGGUGGCACUACUGGCUAGGGAUUCGAUCAGACAAGAUUUAACAGUCGAUACAUGAGCCGGUUAUGAAGGCAGAACAGGGCCGGUUUUCCAAGCUUGAUUCGUCAUGAGCGUUCUACUCGAGACAUCGCUGGGAGAGAUUGUCAUAGACCUUCUCGUAGACAAUGCCCCCAAGUGCUGUGAAAACUUCUUGAAACUAUGCAAAGUCAAGUACUACAAUUUUUGUCCAAUUCACACGGUCCAGAAAGGCUUCUCUUGUCAGACGGGAGACCCGCUGGGGCCCGACUCUCCUGAUAGCGAUGGUGGAAGCUCGAUAUGGGGUCUGCUCUCUGGACCUUCGAAGAAAAGCUUCGUCGCCGACAUCGACCCGAAGUUGAAGCAUACACAGCGUGGCACGGUCAGUAUGGCCACAGUGCCGUCGUCCAAAGAUGCUGAUGAGCGACUCGCCGGCAGUCAAUUCAUCAUUACCCUGGGUGAAGAUAUCGACUAUCUUGAUGGCAAAGCUGCUCCCUUCGGCAUCGUUGUAGAAGGGUUCGACACUCUCGAAAAGAUCAAUGAUGCUUUCACAGACUCCAAUGGCAGGCCUCUAAAGGAUAUACGCAUUCGACAUACGAUCAUCCUUGAAGACCCGUAUGAUGAUCCACCAGGCUUGGCUGUUCCAGACGAAAGUCCUGCUCCCACAAAAGCGCAGCUCGCUACCAUUCGGAUUGCCGACGACGAGGAACUGAGUGAGGACAUGGAUGAGGCGGCCAUGGAAAACUUACGGAGAGAACGUGAAGCACGAGCUCAGGCGCUGACUCUGGAAAUGGUAGGAGACCUACCUUUUGCGGAGGUCAAACCUCCUGAAAAUGUCCUGUUUGUUUGCAAGCUGAAUCCGGUUACGCAUGAUGAAGACCUGGAGUUGAUCUUCAGUCGUUUUGGGAAGAUACUUUCGUGCGAAGUCAUCAGAGACAAACGCACUGGAGAUAGCCUCCAGUACGCGUUCAUUGAGUUUGAGAACCAGAAGGACUGUGAACAAGCAUACUUCAAAAUGCAAGGCGUCCUGAUCGAUGACCAUCGCAUUCAUGUGGACUUUUCACAAAGCGUAUCCAAGCUCUCAGAUGUGUGGAGAGAUGCUACGAAUUCGAAGAGAGCAAACCAAUCGGGCGGAUUUGGUGGCAUUGCCAGCCUGGAAAAGAAGCGGCAUUAUCGAGAGCAAACUGGGGCGAAUCGAGAUGGACGAGACUAUCGAAUGGUCUUUGACAAGGACGAUAUCCGUCGGAAAAGAGAUGCCCGCCAUUCUAGGAGCCAAAGUCCACAAUAUGCUCGAGGAGAAACAUCAAGGGACAAUGACAGGAGGUACCGGGACGACCGGGGGACCAGAGAGAGGGACAGGUAUGAUGAUAGAGACCGAGAUCGCGAGAGAAUGUACAAGAAGUCGGAUCGAGACAGAGAUGGAGAUAGGGACAGGAACCGGGAUAGAAGUGGGCUAGAUGCACCCCGGUCGGGUCGCUGGCGGGACGGGCGCAGAUGAACUUCCCACCGAUUUGUACUUGUGAUGUGUAUAACAUAGCUUAGUGAUACCAGAAAAGUCACUCGAUGUCCCUCGAGUAGUACCGUG